This is a messenger RNA of Cornus florida, 2082 nucleotides long. RefSeq lists its product as uncharacterized. Gene Ontology annotation, molecular function: nucleic acid binding; zinc ion binding. The record is from RefSeq and is a predicted model, not a curated record. Bases 186 to 995 code for a protein of 269 amino acids. The transcript has 2 exons. Lineage: Eukaryota; Viridiplantae; Streptophyta; Magnoliopsida; Cornales; Cornaceae.
UUUGCAGACUUGGAGUGCUGGCUCUCUCUUUCUCUGUUUUCUCAUUUUGUAGUUACUUCAUCCAUCCCGUGGAAGGAGGACAGUUGGUUUCUUCGCUUCAGAAUGUCAAUCUUACAGAAGCCGAAAGGGUACCCAUCAUUGAUGUUCCUGAAGAAGUCCUUCUCCCAGGUCUCCAAUUGUGUCGUAUGAGUUUACUUGGGAAAAUUUGGUCAAACAAAUACAUGUUUAAAACUUCUAAAGUUCAGAAGGAGUUUGGGAAAUUAUGGGGCAUUGAAGAAUCGCUGGUGGUUUAUGUUGGUGGUGGAGUUAACAUCUUCCAGUUCAUCAUUCCAGAUGAUGAAGUUCGCCGAAGAGUCGUCCUCGGCGGCCCUUGGCAUUUCGACAAACACUUGGUGGUCAUGAGAGCAUGGACAGAUGAUGAUAGUUGUAUCAUUUUCAACGACUCUCAUUUCACUCGGACACCCUUCUGGAUACAGGUGUUGGAUCUACCCAUCAAAUUCCUCAAUGAAGCUGCGGCGGAGAAAAUUGCUGGCGAGGUGGGUAAAUGCUUGAAAGUCCAAAUUCGAGACAAAGGUUCGGAGGAGGGGGGUGGACGAAUGCUCCGUCUUAGAAUUGAGCUCGAUAUUACGAAGCCUCUGAGAAGAGGUAUACAUCUUCUUGACUCAGAACAUAUAUUUUGGGCUCCUUUUCGGUAUGAAAAGCUGGGCAGCUUUUGUUAUAUAUGCGGUUGUGUUGGACACACACAAUGGUCGUGUCCACAGAGUUCGGAAAUUGGAGGGUUUUAUCAGUAUGGGCCUUGGCUUCGUGCCCAGGAUGUGAUUUUGGAAGAAACGGAAGAAGAGAGGAAAUGGUUGUAUGAAAAUGUUGGUGAGUGCAAGGUGGAUGAUAAAAGACAGCCAACAUCAUCUGGGUCUACUUCUGAGAACAAGGGAAGAAAGAAAAAGGUGAAGGGGAAGAGAGAGAAAAAGAAGGGGAAGCACAGGGCAUCUAAUUAAAAUCAGGUUCAAGGUUCCGAGCUUGAAAGAGAUCCGGGGGUGCAGGGUCCCGGCUCAGGAAUACACAACUGAAUCUGCAGUUGUUAAAGAUGGAGAUGAACUGGCCAUCAUACCUCCUAUAAGCGGAGGCUAGGUGUUUUGUUGGUUAGAUAAUCCAAACCUGCAUAACUGCUAAUGUAGUGUUGUGGACUGAUAGACUAUGCCAAGCUCUGUAACGUGACAAUCUCUCUGUCAUGGUGAUAAAUACAACGACAAUGUAUGAAAUUUUCCGAGCUUCUGGGGCUUUUUUGGGGUCACAUAGCUUGCAACCAUUUCUGGUGAUGGCUCCAUAUUUUACUUAGCAAUGAAUUGAUUUACAUUAUAGGAUUCUAUUUUGAUGUGGCAAUCGAUUCUCUUAUAGUUAUGAAUAUUUAGGUCAGAAGAUCUCCUACAUUUAUCUAACUCUAUAAUCCUCACUUUUCUUGUUCUUUUCACUCUUACACAUAUGGUUGGUUUAUACAAGGAAAUGGACUUCAUUUGGAUUUCAUGACAUUAGAUACCCAGCCCACAACUUGGAACGCGAAGGAGAUACCACUAGAACUGUUGGUGAACCGGGGGCUGGAAUGUGAAGAAGAUAUCACCAGACCUCGAGCUCCUCACAGCUCGAGCUCGACUCAAUCAAAGCUUGGCGUGAUUAUGUUUUGGUAAGUAAACGAAAUGAACUCAAGCUUCUUUCUUUGAACUCGUUUAUGUUCGAAUAUGUCAAGAUUUUGUUGAAAGCGAGGAAGAAGAUGAGCCACAUGUUGAACAAAAUUCCUCUGAGCCAUACCUGUGUGAAAGAAUGGAAGGAAAAAAGAAUGACUAUGUUGGUCAAACUGUACAAGAAUAGAAGUCCAAGACCUUUAUUUAGAUCUAGCAUUAUUAGUUCUUUUUACAAGAGUUAAUGUUGCUAUUUUAUUAUUGUUACUGUAAAUUAUAUUUUUCGAUUUGUUAAUCUUGUUGCACUACUAAUUAUCAUAUUAGUUUGAAAAAAAUAUAUAUAUUUUAAAAUGCCCCUUACAAUAAUAGAAGACACUGCAUGAGAGUAAGCUCUAACCAUUUAAUUGCA